Messenger RNA from Acanthosepion pharaonis, 1380 nucleotides. The record is from the annotation of a GenBank genome assembly. Lineage: Eukaryota; Metazoa; Mollusca; Cephalopoda; Sepiida; Sepiidae.
AUGUUUUUCUUGGACUCUUCUCAGUUUCUUGCGGCCUAUUUUCAUUUCUUUCUUUUUUUUUCUUUUCACACCACCUUUUCAUUUACCCUUUCUUUCUUUUUGUUUCUUUAUUUUGUUUGUUUCGUUGCACUUAAUUCUGUCCUUUUCGUUCCUUUCUUUUUGGUGUGUAAUUACUUUCUACUUUAUCUCUUUGUACAUCAUUCUUUCUUUUUUUCUCUUUCUUUCUUUCUUUCUUUCUUUUUUCUUUCUUUCUUUCUACACCACCCCUUCUAUUAUUUUAUACUUUCUUUCUUUCUUUCUUUUUUACACCACCCCUUUAAUUCAUUCAUUCUUUCUUUCUUUCUUUCUUUCUUUCUUUCUUUCUUUCUUUCUUUCUUUCUUCUCAUGCAACUUUUUCUCUUUUCCUUAUUUUUACAGAACUUUUUCUUUCUUUCUGUCGUUCUGUUCACUUCUUUCUUUCUUUUUUACCUAAACCUUUCCUUUCCUUUCCUUUCCUUUAGUUUAAGUGCGUGGCAACGUUAUCGCUUUCUCUAUCUUCCCAUUCUUUCUUUCAUUCUUUCUUUCUUUCUUUCUUUCUUUCUUUCAUUCUUUCUUUCUUUCUUUCUUUUUUUCUUUCUUUCUUCACAUUGUAUAUUUCAUUCUUUCUGCUUAAUCCUAUUAUUUCUUUUCUUUCUUUUCCUUCGUACCCUUCUUUCUUUCUUUCUUUCUUUCUUUCUUUCUUUAAGAUUGAGAUUAAGUCAAAGUUACAAGUACGUAGACUUCUUUCUUUCUUUCUUUCUUUCUUUCUUUUCUUUUCUUUUUCUCCCAUCUCCCUUCCCUUUCCUUUCUUGUCUAAUUAUCCAUCUUUCCUUUUCAACGGUGCACUUUCGAAUUUUUCAAAACACGGCGAAAAAAAAGGAAGAAACGAGAUUUACUACCGUGAAAUCUCAGACGAGAUUUCACGAUGAGACUUUUCCCUCGACACUCGAAUUCCCGCUAGUUAAUUCCCGGGUUCGAUAUGUAUUUGCCUGUCUGCAUUCGCCCGCCUUCACAUGGUGUCGCCGAACUUUUCCACGUUUCCUUUCUUCUUUUUCGUUAUUUUUGUUCAGGCUUUCUUACGUAGUUUCCUUUCCUUUCAUCCAUGUUCACCUUUUCUUUCAUUUAACACGCCAUACCCCGUUUUUUUUCACCACGCCUUUUCUUUUUUUUUUCUUUCUUUUUAUUUUAUCCCAUUCUCAUAUAAUUUUCUUUCUUUCCUUUUUUUUUUUUUUAUUUUUUUUUUUAUUUUUCCCUCUUCUUUUUCUUUUUCUUUCAUCCUUUCAUCCUUGCUCUUCUUUCUUUCUUUCCUUUUUUCUUUCUUUCUUUUCAUCCCAACUCUACUCUCUCUCUUUUUUCGUCUAA